This is a messenger RNA of Acipenser ruthenus (sterlet), 1509 nucleotides long. Its product is annotated as TBC1 domain family member 2A-like. The transcript is spliced from 4 exons. The record is from RefSeq and is a predicted model, not a curated record. Bases 944 to 1462 code for a protein of 172 amino acids. NCBI's taxonomy places the organism in Eukaryota, Metazoa, Chordata, Actinopteri, Acipenseriformes, Acipenseridae.
UUGUAUUGAAAGUUCUUAAUGCCAUUCGCUCAUUUUAAGUAGUAAAAGGUGUUGCCAAAAAAGACAAAACACUUUCUUGUACUUCUUGGACAUGGACUAGCAUAACUUAUCCUUUUCUAAAACAGAGAAUAAUGCCUAUUACCGGUAAGCAGUGCCACAGGUAAUGGCAGCAUUACCGGUGUUUAACAUUUUAGAGCACUUCGUUGGAGGUAGCUAUGCCAGGACACUAUACUAGAGCAAUGUGUUGUUGUAUUAUAAAUAGCAAUAAGAAUACACAUGCAAACAGUGUUUAUUUAUUAAUUUGAGAAAUUAUGACACCUAGUGGUUGUUAACUGUGUUGUGUAUUCUUAGCUACUCAUCCCUCCCCUGUACAAUAUAUCUUUUUCUGGAAUCACAAAUAUACUGGCCCAGAUAUGUUCUUUAAUAUUCUACACAACUGUAAAGACAACUGUGGUGGAAAGCACGAGUGGCCAUAUUCAGGCAGAUUAAAAAUAAUUCCGGCGCCUCCUCAAGACUCACCUCUUCAGACAGCACCUGUAGAAACUCCUCUUUUCCAUCUGGACACUUAUCACUCUUCCUUAAAUGCACUUUACUUGCUCUUAUCUGCUCCCUAUUUUACUGCAUUUAACCCUGUACUUUAGAGUACUGUAAUCUGUCGAGUGUCAUUUAAUCUGUAGUAUUUUGUAUUUAAUUAUAUCCUGAUGUAACUAUCACUGACACUGUUAUCUGUUCCGUUAUUGAAUCGUAAUCGUAUUAAUACUUAUACUGAUUCUUGAAAUGUAUUUUUGUCUACGACUGUAAGUCACCCUGGAUAAGGGUGUCUGCUAAGAAAUAAAAUAAUAAUAAAUACAAAUAAGUGUAUAAUUUACAUAAUUUCUUGCUAGUUUCAUACAUCAAAUUCCUCUGAAAAUUUAUUUCAAAAUAGGGCCUAAAAUGUGUAAAAAUGUGGCUUGGCACACCUAUGUGUCCCCCUUUUCUUCUGAAUAUUAGCAGCACACUUCCAGUGGAGUCAUGUGGUAUGUGUGUUUCCUCUUGCAGGUUGGCAGCUAUUGCACUUUUAGUUCUGAAGGAUGAAGAGGAUGCCUUCUGGUGUCUGGUGGCUGUUGUUGAAAUCAUAAUGCCACAAGACUACUACAGCAAAACCCUCACUGCCUCUCAGGCUGAUCAGAGGGUGUUCCGUGACUUUCUUGCUGAGAAGAUGCCUCGCCUGACGGCCCACUUCAAGGAGCACAGCAUCGAUCAUUCCCUCAUCACCUUCAACUGGUUCCUGGUGGUCUUCGUGGAAAGUCUGGUCAGCGACAUCCUGCUCAGAGUGUGGGACGCUUUCCUCUAUGAGGGCACAAAGGUGAUAUUUCGCUAUGCACUGGCCCUCUUUAAGUACAAUGAAGAGGACAUUCUAAAAAUUCACGACAAUCUGGAAAUCUACCAAUACCUCCGUUUUUUCACCAAAAACUAUCUCUGAUGGCAGGAAACUAAUGAACAUAGCAUUUAAUGAUAUGAAUCCCUUCC